This is a messenger RNA of Monosiga brevicollis MX1, 3234 nucleotides long. RefSeq lists its product as uncharacterized. The record is from RefSeq and is a predicted model, not a curated record. NCBI's taxonomy places the organism in Eukaryota, Choanoflagellata, Craspedida, Salpingoecidae. The transcript has 12 exons. Bases 1 to 3234 code for a protein of 1077 amino acids. Gene Ontology annotation, molecular function: protein kinase activity; peptide receptor activity; guanylate cyclase activity. Gene Ontology annotation, biological process: receptor guanylyl cyclase signaling pathway; cGMP biosynthetic process; protein phosphorylation.
AUGAUCAGUUCGCGUCUGAUCCGAGGCGUCAUCUUGGCAGCCUUGCUCGCCGUUGUCGUGACGGCCCAAAAUGCCUCCACAACCACUGUCGCGCCGGCAAGUAGCCAGCGCUUUCGCCUCGGCAUUCUCGACAACUAUGCUCGCGCUCGUGCCGUCGAUGAAAUGACGGCCACUAUGGCUCUGUUGGACAUCGAUGCCGACAUCAUUGUGGCUCCACCUGGCACUCUUCGAGAGCUGGUGCGUAUUGGAAAAUUGGACGCGACCUAUACGCCCAGCGAUCUCUUUGUGUGCAUGGCCGCCGAGUAUGACUCUACACCCUUGGCCGGCAUUGUCCGCCAUCUCAACGAUGUGGACGUGGCCUACUCGGGCGGUGUGAUGUUCACGUCAAUGAAUAGUACCAUUGAAAGUGUUGCCGAUUUUCAAGGCAAGACCGUGGCUGCGAUUGGUCGAGACUCCCUCCUUGGCUUUCAAGCGCAACGCCAUGAGCUAUGGAAGCAAGGCUACAACACCUACGAACUGUUCUCCCAGGUCAUUUACACCGGCGACGCCGAGCAGGUCGUCUGGGAAGUCCUCAACGGCACUGCAGACGUGGGCUUUGUCAAGAGCGGUGUGAUUGAUGGAAUGGUUAAGGAUGGUCUCGUCUUCACCCCGGAUAUCAACUUUCUCAACGAGUAUAAUCACCGGUUUCCCAAUGGCGAGGCCUUUCCGUUUCGCUGCUCCACGGGUCUUUUUGGUGGUGCGUGCCUGCCCGCCCGCUCGCGCCGGCUCGCCUGUAGCUUUCUGAUGGUGCACACGGCCAUCUCGCGCCUGUUUGAUCUCAAUAUGACCCAUUACCAAGCCAUGGGGGUAAAGGGCGUCAGCUACUUUCGCCCGCCCUUGGCCUACAUUGAUACCUUGAGCCUUUUGCAAGACCUCACAAUCAUGGUUGAGGACGACUCAGAUCAAAGGAGCUGCGAAAAAAUGAGCUCAAGCACCGAAGACGUCGUGUGUGCCUUUGGCUGGGCUCCAGCCGACGACGUCACUUGCCAGUCCACCGACCUCUAUUCGUGUCCAGUGCGCGAAGGCUUCAACUAUACGUGCAUUUGCGAGCCUUGCGUGCGGAUUUGCCGCGCUGAUGAAACGUACACGUCAAAGGGCACGUGUCGUUGUAAAACGGGCUUUGUUCGCAUCGGCUCCACUUGUCAGCAAAUGGGCGUCUUCAUUCUCCAAAUCUUGAUCCCGAUUGCCCUGCUGGUGGUGCUCUUGGUGUUUUAUCUGCUGCACCGCCAGCAUUUGAAGGCGGAUGGCAUUUGGCAAAUCAACCCCGCUGAGCUGGUGAUGGAGCAGCCGGCCGAGGUUCUGGGCUCGGGUUCCUUUGGUGUGGUACUGGCGGCCAAGUUUCGCGGGCAGAUGGUGGCCGUCAAGCGCGCAUAUGUCAGCAAGAAAGGCAAGUUUCGAACCUCAAGCAAAACGCAUGAAAGUACCCUGAAAAGCGGCACCAACAACGGGUACGGCCUGCCCUUUCACUCGCAUCGGCGCCAGACGGGCAGGAGCAAGGAGCGCAUGGCUCGCAACUUUGUCCGCAACGUCUUUGUCGAGGCUGAAGCCGUGGCCGAAAAGCUUGGUAGCGUUAGUCAUGGGUCGACAAUUCGAUCCGGUCGCGUCACUACCAUGUCCCAGCGCCCUUGGGAGUACAUGGAGAUGGGUUCGCUGUACAGUAUGCUUCACAAUGAGGCCAUGGACUUGGACGAUGACUUUCGCUACAACGCCAUUCACGACAUUACCAGCGGGAUGCGCUACCUGCACAACGCAGACUUGAUCCACGGCGAUCUCAAGGCCCUGAACUGCUUGGUCGACAGCAAGUUUCACGUCAAAGUGUCCGAUUUUGGUAUGGCUGGCUUGGCCUCUGAGCAUAGCCAACGCGGAGGCACGCUAUCCUGGAUGGCACCUGAGUUGCUACAGGGCAACAUCACGUCAUUUGAAAGCGACGUCUAUAGCUUUGGCAUUGUCAUGUUUGAAAUUUUCUCCCGCGAGGACCCCUACGAGGAUGUUGACUACGACUCAGAGACCCUGGCACAGAACAUUGUGCGGCGCAAGCUUCGUCCAAAUGCGCCAACCAACAUGCCGGCCGAGUUUGCUGUGCUGAUGAAUGAGUCUCUGGCAGCAGAUCCCGACACGAGGCCUACUUUCGUGGAGCUCUUGCGACGUAUUGAGCCACUCGAAGGCAAGAUGAAGAUUAAUUCUCGCAAGGGCGCCUUCCAGGACAAUGCUUUGCUCGAGCAAGUCUUUCCCAAGCACAUUGCCACAGCCUUGCGCGAGGGGCGAACCAUCGAGCCUGAGCACCACGCCGAGGUUACCAUCUUUUUUUCAGACAUUUGCGGUUUUACGGAUAUGAGCGCCACUCUAGAGCCCAUGCAGGUUUCCAACAUGCUGGAUCGCCUCUACCGGGAGUUUGAUCAGCUCUGUGACAAGCACGGACUAUACAAGAUUGAAACCAUUGGCGACGCCUACAUGUGCGUAAGCAACCUAUUCACGACACAAUCAGACCACGCGGCGCGUGUGGCACGAUUUGCGAUGGACGCCUUGAAAGCUGCCAAUGCCAUCCCCAUCUUGGAAAACGAUCCCGACGGUCCCCACAUUGACAUUCGUGUGGGCUUUCACAGCGGCCCAGUUGUGAGCAACGUUGUUGGCACGUUGACGCCGCGCUUCUGCCUUUUUGGGUCGACCGUCAACUGCGCAUCGCGCAUGGAGAGCAACAGCGUGCGAAACUGCAUUCACAUGUCCCCCGAGGCGGCAGCGCUUGUGCAGAAGCAGGAUGUGUCCCUCAAUGUCAUUCGACGUGACCCAGUAGUGUCCAUCAAGGGCCUGGGCAAGAUGCAGACCUACUGGCUUGGCCAUGCUCCUCAGGUUUCAGACACUGAGGAGCAACCAAAUCGCAAGUCACGCAAGUCACAGUUCAGCGUGGCCUCCAUGCGCAGCUUGGCCUCUGUUCCUAACGCGCGCCGACCCUCAAACAUCCGCGACUUGGUUGCACCGCCCUCGCCCAUGGCACCCCAGGCGAUGUUUGACAGUGUGGCUGUGGAUAUUGUUCCAGAUGACUCCAAGAUCGAUGCAGGAAGCUCUUCUCGUCCCUCCCUGACCAAGUCGGCUGUGACGGUGCGCUUUGAGGAGAAUGACGGUGACAAAUCGAGUGACCUAGCCUCUCUGACAGCAGGAACUAUCGAUAUCGAGCUGUCGGUGGACAGCAACGUUUAA